Messenger RNA from Cuscuta campestris, 1807 nucleotides. The record is from the annotation of a GenBank genome assembly. NCBI's taxonomy places the organism in Eukaryota, Viridiplantae, Streptophyta, Magnoliopsida, Solanales, Convolvulaceae.
AGGUACCAUCAUGCUCCACGCCUCCACCGACUGAACCACCACCGCAAUCUGUUCCCGAAGAAGGCAUAGCUCUCAGUACCGUUUUUUUAUUCAUCUUGAAGAGACAUCUAAGCCAAGCAACCCACGCAUCCCCACUGCUCGGCGCCAAGACAAUCCGCCACCAGACCGCCUUGCCUCCGCCGGUCCGCCCCUGUCUUCUCCGAUAUUACAAUAUUGGAGCUUGAAGCCCUAACCAGCUAACAGGUGCAUAAGCAGCUUGUUUUGGUACACACUGUUAUUCACUAUGUCAGUUGUUAAACCUUUGAAGAAACUAGUAUCUUGUGUUAUCCUUGAUUUGGAUGGUACACUUAUUAACACAGAUGGCAUUGUGACUGAUAUUCUAAAAGUGUUCCUCGUUAACUAUGGAAAGCAAUGGGAUGGAAGAGAAGCCCACAAAAUAGUGGGGAAGACACCUGUGGAGGCUGCAGCUAUGGUUGUUGAAGAUUAUGAUAUUCCCGUAACUAAAGAAGAAUUUCUUUCACAAAUUACUCCAAUGUUUUCGGAGCGGUGGUCCAAUAUUAAGGCUCUUCCUGGUGCCAAUCGAUUGAUUAAUCAUUUCAAGAGCCAUGGUGUGCUAAUGGCUUUGGCUUCCAAUUCUCCAAAGUCAAACAUAGAGAAAAAAAUUUCUUACCAUAAAGGCUGGAGGGAUUCCUUUUCUGCCAUUGUGGGAGGUGAUGAAGUUACAGCUGGAAAACCAAAUCCUGAAAUUUUUCUUGAAGCGGCUAAAAGACUUGGUGUACAUCCAUCCAGUUGCCUUGUCAUCGAGGAUUCAUUACCCGGUGUUACUGCAGGUAAGGCUGCUGAAAUGGAUGUGGUUGCCGUACCAUCUCUCCCUAAACAGUCCCAUUUAUGCAGUUCAGCUGAUGAGGUUAUCAAUUCACUUCUUGAUUUGCACCCAGAAAAGUGGGGCCUGCCUGCAUUUCAAGAUUGGGUAGAAGGAACUUUGCCUAUAGAGACUUGGCAUAUAGGUGGUCCUGUCACUAGGGGAUUUGGGCGUGGCUCCAAGGUGCUGGGGAUCCCAACAGCCAAUUUAUCAACCGACGGUUACUCAGAUGUGCUAUCAGAACAUCCAUCAGGUGUGUAUUUUGGGUGGGCUGCUUUAUCUACUCGUGGUAUAUAUAAAAUGGUCAUGAGUAUUGGCUGGAACCCAUACUUCAAUAACACCGAGAAGACCAUUGAGCCAUGGCUGCUACAUGACUUCAAUGAGGACUUCUACGGUGAAGAAUUGCACCUUGUCAUUGUCGGCUAUAUACGCCCUGAGGCAAACUUUCCAUCGCUUGAGAGCUUGAUUGCAAAGAUUCAUGAAGAUAGAAGAAUUGCAGAGAAAGCCCUUGAGCUUCCUAUAUACUCAAAGCACAAAGGCGAUCCCUACAUGUACAAUUUAUGAUUUACAGUUAGUUGGGGGGUCAUUUUUACCGUUUCAUUGUUUUGAACCGUGAUGGUUCGGUGAUUGCAUGACACAUACACCCAUAAUGAAAACACAACAAACACAAGCUAAAACGAUAUCACAUGCACAUGCCCGUUCAAACCAUAAUUCACACAUGAUCCUAUGCCGCAAGCCCUGAGGUUGUGGUCUAGCUGUUGUAUUUUGUUGACCGGGAGAAGUGUUGUAAUCAGAGAGACACUUGUGUGAUAAAUUCACUUGUGUAAUCAGGAGGUUUGCACAUAAAGUUAUUAGGAAAAAUUGCAACAAUUUAGUGAUUAGAAAUGCAUUUUGAGUUUGUGUGAGUUUCGUGUUUGGCUUUUCAACGAUCUAGUGAAGGGCUAU